AUGGAGGCCAUCAAGGCGACUUUUGCGCAAUGCAAAAAGGAAAACAGAGCAGCCCUGAUAACUUAUUUCACUGCGGGAUACCCAACCAAAGACUCCACCGCCGAUGUCAUGCUAGGGCUGCAAGCUGGUGGUGCUGACAUCAUCGAGCUCGGCCUCCCCUUUACAGAUCCUAUUGCGGACGGACCUACCAUCCAGAAAUCGAACACCAUCGCUCUUCAGAAUGGUGUCAACAUAACGACCAUCCUCGACGUCGUGCGAGACGCUCGCAAACGAGGCCUCCGUGUUCCCGUCCUCUUCAUGGGCUACUACAACCCCUUACUCCGCUACGGUGAAGACCGCAUGCUGAAGGAUUGCAGAGAGGCGGGCGUCAAUGGGUUCAUUAUGGUCGACUUGCCGCCGGAGGAGGCGGUCAGAUUUCGAAACAACUGCACGAAAGCCGGACUUUCAUAUGUGCCGCUCAUUGCUCCAUCCACGUCGGAGAAACGAAUGAAGCUGCUCUGCAAGAUUGCCGACUCGUUCAUCUAUGUUGUGUCGAGAAUGGGUGUGACGGGCGCCACAGGGACAUUGAACACGAAACUGCCGGAGCUGCUGGAAAGAGUGCAUCAAUACUCUGGCGGUGUUCCCGCUGCCGUCGGAUUUGGUGUUAGUACCAGAGAGCAUUUCCUGAGUGUCGCAGAGAUUGCAGAGGGCGUGGUCAUCGGAAGCCAGAUCGUAACAGUCCUCGGUAACGCAAAGGAGGGCCGAUAUGCGAAAGCGGUCCAAGAGUAUUGUUCGCAGAUCACCGGUCGCAAAGUUGGCGAAUACAACGAGACCAACGGCUUGACCAGAGAGGUCGGAAUCGUCGAGACAAUGAAUGCCGCGAAGGAACCCAAUGCUUCAACCAAUGGGCUGAAUGGUCAUCAAGUCCAAGUCGACAAAGUCAUUACUGAUGCAGAUGUGCCCUCGGAACCUGGUCUGGCCGAUCAGCUCGAUGCCCUCAACUCUGCCACCAAUGGCACUGAACCCAACCCUGAUGCAAUUCCUGCCCGAUUCGGCCAGUUUGGUGGUCAAUACGUCCCGGAGUCACUGAUGGAUUGUUUGGCGGAGCUCGAGGAGGGCUUCACCAAGGCCAAGAAUGACCCGGCAUUCUGGGAAGAAUACAGAUCCUACUAUCCCUACAUAAGCCGACCUUCGUCACUACAUCUGGCAGAUCGGCUUACCGAACGCAUCGGCGGGGCUCAGAUCUACCUGAAAAGAGAAGAUCUGAACCACACUGGAAGCCACAAGAUCAAUAACGCUCUGGGACAAAUCCUCGUCGCGCGACGACUCGGCAAGACUCGCAUCAUCGCCGAGACCGGAGCCGGUCAACACGGUGUGGCUACUGCGACUAUGUGUGCCAAAUUUGGCAUGGAGUGUUGUGUCUACAUGGGCGCCGAGGAUGUGCGUCGUCAGGCCUUGAAUGUUUUCCGAAUGAAGCUCCUCGGCGCGAAGGUCGUUGCCGUGGAAGCUGGUUCUCGUACCCUGCGUGACGCUGUCAACGAAGCCUUGCGUGCGUGGGUGGUUGAACUUGACACCACUCACUAUAUCAUUGGAUCGGCCAUCGGGCCUCAUCCCUUCCCCACCAUUGUCCGCACAUUCCAAAGUGUGAUCGGGCAAGAAACGAAGGAGCAGAUGAAGGCACUGAUAGGCAAGUUGCCUGAUGCCGUGAUUGCCUGCGUUGGCGGCGGCUCCAAUGCCGUCGGCAUGUUCUUCCCCUUCAGCUCCGAGCCGUCGGUCAAGCUGAUCGGCGUGGAAGCCGCCGGCGAGGGUGUGGAGACGGGCAGGCACUCUGCCACUCUGUCCGGCGGUUCGGUCGGUGUGCUGCACGGUGUGAGAACCUAUGUCCUCCAGAACGAACACGGUCAAAUCGCCGAUACACACUCCAUCUCGGCAGGUCUCGACUACCCUGGUGUUGGCCCUGAGUUGUCGAAUUGGAAAGAUAGCGACCGUGCACAGUUCAUCAGCGCCACCGAUGCCCAAGCGCUCAUCGGGUUCCGAACGCUCAGUGAGACUGAAGGGAUCAUUCCGGCGUUGGAGUCGAGUCACGCGAUUUAUGGAGCAAUGGAGAUUGGCAAGAAGAUGGGCAAAGACCAGACCUUGGUCAUCUGUCUCAGUGGCAGAGGUGACAAGGAUGUCCAGAGCGUUGCGGAUGAGUUGCCGAAGCUGGGGCCACAGAUUGGUUGGGAUUUGAGGUUUUAG
Molecule: messenger RNA, 2217 nt
Organism: Capronia coronata CBS 617.96
Lineage: Eukaryota; Fungi; Ascomycota; Eurotiomycetes; Chaetothyriales; Herpotrichiellaceae
Product: tryptophan synthase
Exons: 2
Coding region: 1-2217 (738 amino acids)
Biological process (GO): L-tryptophan biosynthetic process
Cellular component (GO): cytoplasm
Molecular function (GO): tryptophan synthase activity
Source: RefSeq, a predicted model, not a curated record